Molecule: messenger RNA, 1302 nt
Organism: Hevea brasiliensis (rubber tree)
Lineage: Eukaryota; Viridiplantae; Streptophyta; Magnoliopsida; Malpighiales; Euphorbiaceae
Exons: 1
Coding region: 310-1230 (306 amino acids)
Source: RefSeq, a predicted model, not a curated record
UCUUCUUUUUUCCUUCCAAUCUGCAGAUUCUGUACAUUCAAAUCAACUUGUGACAUUGUUCAAGAAACACCCUUUUAGGCCAAGGGAUCAGAUAAAUCUUGUUAGCUUUUCCAUGUAGAUUUACAAUAUCAUAAUCAUUAGAUUAGAUUGAAAUGUCAUGACGGUCUUGACAUCCCAGACCAGAUUUGUUUGAAUAAGAGAUUCUGAAGAGGAAAAAGAAAAAAGUCUUCCUCGGUGUUUUGGCCCUGAAAAUUUAACCUGAUUAAUAAGGUAAGGAGAGGCCAACCCUUUUGAGGUUAGCACCUGAAAAUGCCAAAUCAUCUUUCAGGAGCUGAACCAUUUCAGGUUGCAAGAUCGUCGUCACCGUCAUUAGAGAAAGAAACCGAGGAUCAACAAACAAAUAAGGUUCCCCAAAGCUGUGUCACCCUCAUCUACAAAGCCAAUGUAGCAGAAUCGUCUCGCUAUGUAACAGUAACAUGGAACAAAAACCUUAUCAACUAUUCCCUUACAAUUGGCGUGGAAAACCCUUCCAAUGAAGAUCCUUACACUUGCAAGAUUGACUUAAAAACUUGGCAGUUUUGGGGCAGAAAGGGUAUAAAAUCCUUCCAAGUUGAUGGAAAACGAGUAGAAGUUUACUGGGAUUUUCGACACGCAAAAUUUUCGAGCAACCCCGAGCCUUCCUCGGAUUAUUAUGUGGCUCUAGUUUAUGAUGAAGAGGUGGUUCUCAUACUAGGUGAUUUAAAGAAAGAUGCUUAUAAAAGAACCAAGAAAAGACCAUCCUUGAUAGAACCUAUAUUGUUGUGCAAGAAAGAAAAUGUUUAUGGGAAGAAAAUAUUUUUUAGCAAAGCAAUGCUACACAAUGAGAAGAAAGAGCACGACAUUGUCAUUGAAAUGUCAUCAGGGCUUGGUGAUCCUGAGCUGUGGAUUAGCAUCGACAGCUUCGAGGUGAUUCACAUAAUGAAUUUGCAUUGGAGAUUUAGAGGAAAUGAGAAAGUGACUAUGAUGAACGAUGUGGUGGUAGAGAUUUUCUGGGAUGUCCAUGAUUGGUUGUUUAAUAGCUCUGCAUCUCCAGGCGCAGGCAAUGGGCUGUUCAUUUUCAAGCCUGGAUUCCCUAACUCUGAUACCAAUCGAGAAGAAGACGCUGGUAAUGGUCUCAGGUAUGAUUCACCACUAGAGAGGACACCUACCUCAGGGUUUUUCCAUGUCAUAUACGCUUGGAAAAUUGAGUAAGGAAAUGUUGGAAAUUAAUUAGUGUAUGCGAUUCAUUUACCUGAUGAUAUAUAUACAUUCGUUUCAUGAUCA